CUCCCCCCCCCCCACAACGUCAAACCUCUUGCUUUUGUCCUUCCUUUUCUUCUUUCUUUUCUCUACUGCUCAGCCCCCAUUCCCGCGUCGUUCAUUUCCGCCAACCCCUCUUCUAUUGUCACGACUCCUCCGACCUCCGCCCGUUGUCUGGCACGCCGUCUUUGGCUCUUGAUAGUUUUGCGCGCGCCGUCCGUGUCGUCAUGUCCACUCAUGACAACGCGGACCCUCAGUCAGAAACCGUCGCCGAUGCAGUCACUGCAAUGAAAUUGGAGCCAUCCGGUAAUCCCACCGAUGCUCCAAUCCCCAACGGCGGAGGGGCCAACGAGCCCGACUCGCACGCCGCGUACCCUGUGCCCUCGACCAAAGAUGAGCGAGCCACGCCGUCUCUGAUCAAAUCGCGAUCCGCAUCACGAACUCCGAUCAAGAUGGAACCGUCUGAGAUUGAUGAAGGGAAUCUCAAGGGGGAAGAUAAUGACAAGUCUAGCACAGAAAAGGUUGGAGGAGGCAUUUCUGUCAAACUAGAGCCAGGGCAGCCUCCCAAGUUGGCCCGUAGCUCCUCGCAGAAGGUCGUUCCGCGACCGCCACAGCUCUUUUCACAUUUGCCGGAUAGUACGCGGGACGCCCAAAAGACCUUUGAGGUCAUCCAGUCUUGUCAGUAUGCAAAUAAAUACAUGGGAUACACGGAACACGCUAUGGAAUGUGAUUGUACAGAAGAAUGGGAUUCAUCCAGUUCAAUAAAUCGGGCUUGCGGGGAGGAUUCGGAUUGUAUAAACCGCGCAACAAAGAUCGAAUGCAUGAGCGAUUGUGGAUGUGGCCCUGACUGCCAGAAUCAACGGUUUCAGCGCAGGGAAUAUGCCCGCGUGGCAGUCAUCAAGACCGAGAAAAAAGGCUAUGGGCUCCGCGCGGAAGAAGAUCUACGACCGCAUCAGUUCAUCUAUGAGUAUGUGGGUGAAGUUAUUAAUGAGGGACCAUUUCACCGCCGCAUGAGACAAUACGAUGAAGAAGGGAUCAAGCAUUUCUACUUCAUGUCUCUCAGCAAGGGCGAAUUUGUGGAUGCCACCAAGAAAGGCAACCUCGGCCGUUUCUGUAACCAUUCUUGCAAUCCCAACUGCUAUGUGGACAAGUGGGUGGUUGGAGAGAAACUCCGCAUGGGUAUAUUCGCCGAACGACACAUUCAGGCCGGAGAGGAGCUAGUGUUCAAUUACAACGUGGAUCGAUACGGCGCAGACCCUCAGCCUUGUUACUGCGCCGAGCCCAACUGCACAGGUUUCAUUGGUGGGAGAACACAGACGGAACGUGCUACUAAAUUGUCAAAUGCGACCAUUGAAGCUCUGGGUAUUGACGAUGCGGAAGGAUGGGAUACUGCGGUAGCGAAGCGGCCUCGGAAGAAGAAGAUGGGUGAGGAUGAUGAAGAGUAUGUGGACAGCGUACAACCAAAGUCUCUGGACGAGAAUGGUGUUACGAAGGUUAUGGCAGCUCUGAUGCAGUGCAAGGAGAAAUGGAUUGCUGUCAAACUUCUCGGGCGCAUCCAGCGUUGCGAGGAUGAGCGGGUGCGCAAUCGUGUGGUGAAGAUGCACGGCUACCAAAUUCUCAAUUCGCAGUUGGCCAUGUGGAAGGAUGAUUUCAACGUUGUGUUGCAGAUUCUGGACAUCUUGGACAAAUUUCCCCGUCUGACGCGGAACAAGAUCAUCGACUCCAAAAUCGAGUCGACAAUCCGACCACUAGCCAAUUGCGGGAAUGAAGGAGUUGAACAAAAAGCGGCCAGCCUCCUGCAAGUCUGGUCGACUCUGGAAGUCGGGUAUCGUAUUCCGCGCAUGAAACGGGAUCCGAAUGCCUCCACGCCGGCUGUAAGCCAGUUCCAGCGACGGGAGAAUGUGACCGACGAGCGACGGCAGCGGUCAAAAUCGCGAUCGCGGUCGCGAUCCAUCGAGGCACCCCGUGGGCCAGCCGCGCAGAAACGAGGUGGCGGGCCUGGCCCAAGAAACCCGCCUCAACACCACGGCACUCGGCCAUUCCGUCAGCGGUUUCAACCCCUGCCGCAAGGAUGGUUUGCCGCGGAAUCCAACGGCCGCAAAUACUACUACUCGGCUCAAGGAGAUACCACCUGGACUCGGCCAACGAAGCCGGCUCCUCAGCCGCCACCUCCGCCGAAAGAGUCAAGAGACAAGGCCUUGCAGGAUAUCAUCGAUGGUAUCAUGAAUGCGAAGGAGCAGACGCCCAAGGAGAAGACAGGCACGCCUCUGACUCCUCAACCGUCCAAGCCGGCGGCUGAAGGGAGAGACCAACAGGAAAAGUGGAAAAGCUACAGCGAGGAGAAGCAAAAGAAGCUCUAUGAAAACACGCUGUAUCCGCAUGUGAAGUAUGUCGUCGACAAGUUCAAACACAAGCUUCCCAAGGAUGACCUCAAGCGAUAUGCCAAAGAUGUCGCCAAAAAGUUGGUCAACUCAGACUUUAAGAACAACCGCGUUGCAGAUCCCACGAAAAUCGACGAAAAACAGCAAAAGAAGGUGAAAAAUUUCUGCAAAGAGUUCUUCGACAAAGCUGUCGCCAAGCACCAAGCUCAUGAACAGCGCAAAGCGGAGAAGCUUGCAAAGGGAGGCGGCGAUGAGACCCCGGACGUGAAGAUGUCAGACGACGAAGGCAGCACCGAAAAGGGCGGAACUGGCGGUCUCAAAAGAAAGCGGGACGAGCUCAGCGUUGGGGAUGGAAACACGCCCGAUGAUUCCACGCCGAAUUCAUUGACGAAACGCCAACGAUCUUUUAGUCCUCUGCCGCCACCUCCGCCGGCCAUCAGCCCCGACGAUGACGCGAGCCUAAGAAGUGACCCUGAAGGCGAUGGUGAGGGCGAAGCCGACGAGGUCGUCCUCGUCGGGAAUCCAACACCACCUCCGCCGCCGCCGCCGCCUCCUCCGCAAGAUGACACCGAACUCCCAGACGCAGACGUAGACGCAGACACGAAUGGGAACGAGCACGAAGAUUUUGAGGGCUAUACAGACAUGAACCAACCGCACCGAACUCAAAUUGGUAUUGAGGGAAACGUGUGA
Molecule: messenger RNA, 3044 nt
Organism: Aspergillus calidoustus
Lineage: Eukaryota; Fungi; Ascomycota; Eurotiomycetes; Eurotiales; Aspergillaceae
Source: the annotation of a GenBank genome assembly